CCAAUUCGACUCAAGCCGUUCGGGCUCCACCCGCGCUUGGCCGACUGCAGGGCCUGGCCAAGCAAGCACAUCGCUGCAUCCGUUCUCACAGCAUCCAUGGCCUGCGGCCUGGCGCUCAGCGGCGAGGGCGCGAGGGAGCCAGCCCCCCUCGUGGCGCGGUUGCGCAGACCCCGGCUGUGCUCGUACUUCCUUAGGGGCCAGUGCAAAUACGGCCGUGAGUGCGACUUUGCCCACGCUGAGUCGGAGCUCGUGCCGGCCCCCGACUUCACCAACAUGCACAUGUGCAAGGCCUUCCAACUUGGACGGUGCAAGAGGAAACGCUGCAGGUUCGCCCACGGCGUGCAGGAGCUUCGGCCAGGAUCGGUUUCCCCGCCGAGCACUCCGCCAAGUCGCACCAGGCUCAGCGCGAGUUCCGCCCCGUUCACGCCCGCGUGCCUGCACCCCAUCAAGGUGGACCUUCCGAUGCCGCCCGCCGAGCCUGACAUCCUGGGCUUCGGCGCCGCGGAUCCCCUGGCGAGCCCUCUGGGCGCGCUGGAGAAGUCGCAGGCGCGCCUUGCCCACCUCGGCCCCGCCCGCCCGAUCGGUGGGGUGCGGCUGUGGGGGCCGCCCGGCCUCUGCCACGACGACGACGGCUCCGGCGAGGAGGGCGAGACGCCCACGGCCAGUCCGCGCACGUCCGUGGCCUCGGCGGGCACCGCCGACGACGACGGCGGGCUGCUCCAGAGCUUGCGGGACGCCAUGCUGCUCGGCGUGCCCGUGCACUUGUAG
Messenger RNA from Prorocentrum cordatum, 768 nucleotides. Lineage: Eukaryota; Dinophyceae; Prorocentrales; Prorocentraceae. The record is from the annotation of a GenBank genome assembly.